This is a messenger RNA of Salvelinus namaycush (lake trout), 5786 nucleotides long. Its product is annotated as TBC1 domain family member 8B-like. The transcript has 20 exons. Gene Ontology annotation, molecular function: calcium ion binding. NCBI's taxonomy places the organism in Eukaryota, Metazoa, Chordata, Actinopteri, Salmoniformes, Salmonidae. Bases 149 to 3469 code for a protein of 1106 amino acids. The record is from RefSeq and is a predicted model, not a curated record.
AGGGUCUGCUCAGUGCUCACACAAACAAAUAAAUGUCCAUGGAUGUCGGUUGCAAUAGAAAUGAACAUCUUGACAUGCACAUUGGAUUCAAUAAAUAUAUGGUAAUUGAAACUGCCUCGGGAAGCAAUAAACAUAUGUGAAUUGAAAUAUGUGGCUUAAACCUGAAGAGAUAUUGCUGAAAAAUGCAUUCAAGUUAUGGGUGACGGAAAAAGGCAACGAUUAUUUCGUAUUACAAAGGAGGCGAGGAUAUGGAGAAGGAGGAGGCGGUUUGACAGGUCUCCUGGUUGGAACUCUGGAUACGAUGCUGGACUCUACGUCUAAGGUUGCGCCGUUUCGCAUUCUACACCAGACACCGGACUCCCAGGUCUACUGGUCAAUAGCGUGUGGUGGCACCAAGGAGGAGAUCAGCCAACACUGGGAGUGGCUGGAGAAGAACAUCAUGAGAACCCUGUCUGUGUUUGACUCCAGCGAUGACAUCACCAGCUUUGUGCAGGGCAAGAUCAGAGGUCUGAUUGCUGAGGAAGGAAAGGUGUCAUGCGUGCAGGAGGAUGACCCUGAGAAGUUCCGUGAGGCGCUGCUAAGGUUUGAGAAAUGGUUUGACCUCCCUCAGAAGGAGAAGCUGGUCACCUACUACUCCUGCAGCUACUGGAGGGGUCGCGUGCCUUGCCAGGGCUGGCUCUACCUCAGCACCAACUUCCUGUCCUUCUACUCCUACCUGCUGGGCUCCGAGGUAAAGCUGGUUAUCUCCUGGAAUGAGAUCUGGAGGCUGGAGAAAACGUCCAAUGUCAUCCUGACGGAGAGCAUCCAUGUGUUGGCCAAUGGAGAGGACCACUUCUUCUCCAUGUUCCUUCAUCUCAAUGAGACCUUCCUGAUCAUGGAGCAGCUGGCUGACUACUCCAUCAAACGCCUGUUUGAUAAGGAGACUUUCCAGGAAGAGCCCUCCCUCUCAGACCCUCUGCAGAUCACCAAGAGAGGCUUAGAAACGCACGCUAGGAACGAGCAGUUCCGGGCCUUCUUCAGGCUGCCUAAAGAGGAGAACCUGCUGGAGGUGUAUGAGAGCUUUCUGUGGGUGCCCUUCAGCCACUUCAACACGCUGGGGAAGAUCUGUCUUUCCGAGAGCUACCUGUGUUUCGCCAGCCAGGAUGGCAGCCAGUGCCACGUCAUCAUCCCCAUGAGAGAGGUGAUUGGUGUGGAGAAGCCGGACCGUAGCAGCAGGGCUUUGAUUGUGUGUGUGCGGGGUAAGAGGGCUCUACGGUUCUCUGAAGUCCGAGACUUUGAGCGCCUCGCCAAUGCAAUCCGCAAGAGGUGUGGGAUGACGGCCAGUCCUCAGCACUCUGCAUCAACUGAUGUCAUCAGAGGGGAGUGCCAGAACCUCAUCAAUCACUUUGAGGACAACCCAGAGGAGGUGGCUUUGAUGGUGGGACAGAAGGACAGCAGCAAGGCGGUCAGCACUGAGGCCCUCAUGACCGUGUUCCAUCCCCAGGACACUGAAAAUCUGGACCCCAAAAUGCUGAAGGAGAAGAUGAAGGAGCAGUCAUGGAACAUCCACUUCUCAGAGUAUGGCCGUGGCACCAGUAUGUUCUGUACCAAGAAGACACGAGACCUGAUUGUGCGUGGCGUCCCUGAGGCCUUAAGGGGAGAGCUCUGGAUGCUUUUCUCAGGUGCAGUCAACGACAUGGCCACUAACCCGGGGUACUACAGUGAGCUGGUGGAUCAGUCUCUGGGGACCAGCACCCUGGCCACUGACGAGAUAGAGAGAGACCUGCACCGCUCCCUACCAGAGCACCCUGCCUUCCAGAGCGACACAGGCAUCUCUGCCCUGCGCAGAGUCCUCACCGCAUACGCCUACAGGAACCCCAAAAUCGGCUAUUGCCAGGCCAUGAACAUCCUGACGUCAGUCCUUUUGCUCUAUGCAAAAGAGGAGGAGGCUUUCUGGCUGCUGGUGGCCGUCUGUGAGAGGAUGCUGCCUGAUUACUUUAACCGCAGGAUCAUCGGUGCACUGGUGGACCAGGCGGUGUUUGAGGAACUGAUCCGAAUGCACCUCACCCAGCUGACGGAGCACAUGACAGACCUGACCUUCUUCUCCUCCGUGUCCCUGUCCUGGUUCCUCACCCUGUUUAUCAGCGUCCUGCCAAUAGAGAGCGCGGUCAACGUGGUCGAUUGCUUCUUCUACGACGGCAUCAAAGCCAUCCUGCAGCUGGGCCUGGCUGUGCUCGACUACAACAUGGAGGGCCUGAUCAGCUCCCAUGACGACGCUGAGGCAGUCACCAUCCUCAACAAGUUUUUUGAUAAUGUUACAAAUAAGGACAGUCCUCUUCCACAAACAGUGCAGCAAAACUCUGUAGGGAACAACGACAAAGCAUCAUCCAUCUCCAAGGUGGACGUCAGUGAUCUCAUCAAAGAAGCCUAUGAGAAAUAUGGAGACUUGAAAUCAGAGGAAGUAGAGAGCAUGCGGAAAAGAAACAAACUAUAUGUUAUCCAAACGUUAGAGGAUACAACCAAGCAAAAUGUGCUGCGGGUAGUGUCACAAGAAGUAAAGUUCAGUGCUUCCCAGCUUGACGAACUUUAUGUAUUGUUCAAGAGGCAACAUUUCCUCAGCUGCUACUGGAUGAUGAACAGCCCAGUGCUGCUGCACCACGACCCCAGCCUGGCCUAUCUGGAGCAGUACCAGCUGGGCUUCCAUCAGUUCAGCCUGCUCUUCUCCCUCCUGGAGCCCUGGUCCCUCUGCAGCGGAAAGGACGCCCUCUUCCUCUGGGCCUUCCGCCUGCUGGAUGAGAACCAGGAUGGCCUCGUCAACUUCAAAGAGUUCUGCUGUGCCUUGGACAUUUUGUACAGCGGCACUUUCACCAACAAACUGAAAUUCCUGUUCAAGCUUCAUCAGCCACCAGUGUCUGAUCUUCCAGAAGAUGGCGUGAUCAGAAAAAGCCCUGAAAGAGGCAGAGGGAAAGUGGAUCUGCAGGCCUACCUGAAACAAUGGCAAGAUGAGAUACUAAAGAAAGAGGAGAGCAUAAAGGAUUUACCCAGAAUUAACCAGGCUCAGUUUAUCCAGUUUUCCAAAACGCUCUACAACCUGUUCCAUAGUGACCCAGAGGAAGAGUCUCUGUACCGUGCUGUGGCUCGAGUUACCAGUCUUCUGCUGAGAAUGGAAGAAGUAGGGCGCAGGCUCCAGGAGCCCACCAGUCCCCAGAAGUCCAGCACUAGCCCCAUCCAGGCUGCCCUAGAGGGGGCUCCACCUGACGGGGAGGCUUCCAGCACUCCUGAGAGCAGCUCUGACACCCCUAGCACUCCCAUCACUCUGGAGGCAGGCUCCAUCCCACAGGAGGUCGAGUGGUCAUUCGCUUUUGAGCAGAUCCUGGCAUCCCUGCUCAACGAGCCUGUCCUUGUGCGCUUCUUUGAGAGGCCUGUAGACAUUCAAUCCCGGCUGGACCAUGCCAAGUGUGCUCAGUUGAAAGCCAAGACAAACAAGUGAAGGAUCCACUGUGGGUUUAACCCUCUUAUCAAAGCCAUUAAGUCUCUGUUCACUAUCCUCUCUAUUUUCUACUGUUAUUUCUCCGCCUGGUCAGGUAACAGGAAAGGAUCCUAAGCCAACCCUGUUCACUGUAACCAAACGUAGAAAUAUACUUGUAUAAAUUCCAGUUGUAUCUUGUAGAUUCAUAGUUUGUCCUGUCAUCUGCACACCAGCGAACCUGCUCAAGCACCUUGCUUCUAUGUGCCAGAGUGGUUUUUCUCAUGCAGCCAUAAAUCUCUCAGCUAAUUUUCAGAAACACCAGCCUUUCAAAUUGGGGGGAGAGUGAUCAGUUGACCUGUGUGGAAUAUAUAGGGAGCACCCUCCAGGGUAGUCACUUGAAGCCAACAAUGGAAGUCAAUCAUUGCUUGAUACCGGUGCAUGUAGAUGGGAUUAAUAAUUGUAUAUGAGACCCUUACUGUUGCUCAUCCAUAAUUAUGCAAUGAAUGGAACCUAGAAUGGAGAGAUGAAAGAGGGACCACUGUUAUUGUAUUUCUAGGUUUACUUUGUAAUGAAGGGAUGUGGCCAGUUUAUUUCUGGUCAUUUUAUGGAGGGGGGCUUUUGAAAACAAUGGGACCACUACUUACUAAAUGCCCAAGAGAGUGCUGAAUAGUUGGAAUUCUACAUUUCAGUUUUUUUUAUGACAUAUCUUAUGUUUUUGUCUUCAAAUAUCCAUUUGUUUUGCUGAAAUAUCAUGAGUGAGGGAACAAGCGCAUGUUGUCAUUGCCAAGUCAAAUCACUUUCAGGACACAAACUAAAAACUAAUUGUAUAGUUGUUGUUGAGGCAACCACAAAUGAGGACAUUGUGCAAUAUUUAGAUUCUAACUAAUGUCUGAGUCUAAAGGAAAUUAAGUUAAUGUAUAUAUAAUUUGAUAUACAGAAGAAUAUACUUAACUGUCUUAUGAUUUAUAUUAUCUUGUUUGAUAUUGUACUUAAUUGUAUUUAAUUGAGUUUCAAAGGAAUUACUAAAUAUUUGUCAGAAUAAAUGUUAUAUUUCUAAUGUUUUGUAACAGGAAAUUCUUGUUAUGUUUGAUUAUAUUUGUCAGACUGCAGAAAAAAUAUUUUCACGUGCAUAACUAGUAGUGUAUAUCCUGUUACACAUUCCUUUAUAAAUUGUUAGACUUUUUUGAAAUGCUGUUAAGCAUGAAAGGAUGCAUGGGCAUGGAUAAAUUAUGACAAUAACUAAUUAUUCCAAAUGCAACACAGUUGGCUCUGAAUGUGUUACUUUAUUUCUAGGUUUGAUGUGGUGGACUGUAAAAUGCAGGAUUUUAGUCAGAUGUUGAUUGGGAAAAAACCUGCUUCAAUGUCCUUUGAGUAGUAUAGAUAUUUCUAUUUUACAUGAGCAGUUAUAAAUAUUUAUUUUCAAAAUGAGUCAGGAAAAGGACAGCUGAGCAACUUUUACAUGAUUUGUAUUUUCUGUAUUUGAGCGUUUUUCCUCAGUGCCAUCUGUGUGUAAAAUCAAACCUUGCAGUUAUAUUAUAGUCCUCUAAAAUGAUAUUCCUUGUUAUAAUAGAUGCUAAGGUUAAUAUAAAUGUCACUUUAAAGCAUUUACUUGACAGCACAAUAUCAUAAAAUAUGGUCGAUAUGUAGCUACUUUGCAGUUUUUUUAAUCAAUCUAGUAAUGAAUACUUAUUCAUGGGAGAGCAAGUGUUACUGUUUAAAAUUAGCAGUUUACUCUACAUUGCAUUAGUAGUGACUCUUGAGUGUGAAGUUAAAUUCACCUGUGAACAAGUCAACUAAAUGAAAGUCUUAACAUAUUUGCAGGGAAAUUGCCAUUUGAAAUGACACAGUUCUCAUGAUAGAUUGUUGUAGACUACACUCACAUUUAGAAAUAAAGAGACAUUGUCUAUGGGCUUUAUCAGUUAUGCAGUAGACAUCUGUAGUCAGAUUUUUAUCAACUUGAUGCAAUACAUAGGAUAAUGGUGUACUUAUUACCAGUGAAACUAUAUUACGUGACCUUUUAUUUCACCUUUAAGCUGUUUACGCUUUAAGAUGACUCAUAGCACAAAUGUAUUUAGGCCGACUUAAGAUAACUUGUAAAUGUAAUGGCAUUGUUUCCAAUUAAUGGUCUUAAUUAGAGUACUCUCAUUUAAACACAUUUAUAUGGUGACUGUCUACAGUCUGUGUACUGCCUGUUUUUGUGGGAGGGGGGGGGGUUCUGGAGGAAAAUGAAUCCGUUGAAAUGUUAUGUCAUUUUUGAUCUGCCUGUGCCUACCACAAGUGACACUAUGUGAAUGUCAAACGUCUUGAAAUGAAAUAAAGUUAUAAUAAAAAAAUCUGA